This is a messenger RNA of Xylaria bambusicola, 1633 nucleotides long. RefSeq lists its product as uncharacterized. Gene Ontology annotation, biological process: rRNA processing; negative regulation of transcription by RNA polymerase II. The record is from RefSeq and is a predicted model, not a curated record. Gene Ontology annotation, molecular function: DNA binding. The transcript has 3 exons. Bases 232 to 1572 code for a protein of 446 amino acids. NCBI's taxonomy places the organism in Eukaryota, Fungi, Ascomycota, Sordariomycetes, Xylariales, Xylariaceae. Gene Ontology annotation, cellular component: nucleolus.
CCAGUGUCUUGACUCCCUUGGCUUCUUGCUUUGGCAUUCUGGACUGCCAGCGUCGGCUUCUACUGUCGUCGUCUUCAUACCAAGUUGGCCAAUCCAGAGGAGCGCAUAAACAUCAAAUCUAUUUAUCGCCUAGCCGGUAACGACCUCGGGCAACGCGUCCAAGUACUUGAGGACGCCCUGUCCAAUCAGAUCCGAACCAGAGUUACAGCAGUCUUAGACCACUCAGGAACAAUGGUUUCCUUUUCGUGCGAGGAGUGUGGUGAUGUUUUGACCAAGAAGAAGCUUGACCCACACAGAAAUCGUUGUCGAGGCGCAACUUUCACCUGCAUCGACUGCAUGGUCCAUUUUCCUGGCACUGAGUAUCGCUCGCAUACGAGUUGUAUAACAGAAGACCAAAAAUAUCAAGGCGCGCUAUACAAGCCCAAAAGGCAAAAGCCCAAUCAGACAGAAGCACAAACCAACGACGACGCCAUGGCACACAGAGCGUACGUCGAGGACGCGGUGGAGGAAUAUGAACAAUACCAGGUCUACGAAGUCCACGAACCAGCGGAUGACUAUGGUGACUCGUACAAUGGCAUGCCAGCAGCCCCUAUGCCUCCGCCAGCUGUUCCUGAGGAGGCGAAUGUAAAUGUCUUCGACUACAUGGUAGAUGCAACCCCAAAUGCCUCAAAAGUCAAUUUCCCAGCGCAAACUUUCCAGUCGCAAGAAACCCCAAUGGGAUACGGAGGAGGCCGUCAACUCAUACGAUUCGAUGACGACUCAAACAACUAUAUCGAUGAAUCGGGUUAUAUGGUCGAUGACGGUUCAAUGGGUCAAUAUGGAACAGCCUUCGAAACACCAGCGCCAAAAGCACAUAGAAAGAAGACUAAGGAUGCCGAACGUGAACUGAAAAAGGACAAAAAACGGAAGCGACUGCAUAUUGAGACGAGCCCGGCGGCAUUAGCGCGUACCGACGAAGUCAUGACAGACGCUCCCCCUGUUCUACAUUCUGGUUUAACAGGUGGUUUGAACCGCAUGAUGCGGCCAUCACAAUUCCCACCAUCGCCGGAUUAUUCUGGAGGUGAUGCUGGCGAAACUUCACCAGCACUCUCAAUUCAAAAGAAGAAGCACACCAAGCCAUCCAAGGCUAGACGAACAGACAGCAUUGGUAGCAAUCUAAAGGCACUUGUAACUGGAACCUCAAAGUCAAAGGUCUCAAAAAAGAGGAAGCAUUCGUCCGAGAGGAAAGAAAAGAAGCGCCGAACACAUAGCCAUUCCAGCUCCAGCUCUCGGAAGGCUCCGAAGCUCAUUGAGUUCAAGGCGAAAUCUGGUGACGAGAAAGACGGCGAGAGCGGUGCUCUGGUUGUCUUUAAGCCCCGAUCAGAUCUCUUCCUAAGCCUCUGUAAUAAGGGCCCGGAGAGCGACCGUGGAUGCAGUGUGAACAAAGCCCUGAAGCGUUACCACCGCGAACGGUCCUCGUCAGGUACUAGUCUCGGCAAGGGCCUGGAGGAGAAGGAAUUAUGGAGAUCUCUGCGCAUGCGACGGAACGAGCGUGGCGAGAUUGUCCUCUUCUCUCUUGAAGAAGGGCAAUAGGAGGAGUAUAGAUGCAUGGGGAUCUAGACUUGGACAUGGCGUUCUAACAGGCUUGCUUUUG